AUGGACACCCCGACUCGAAGCCGGGCCUGGCCCCAGUCGGGCCCGGUGACGGCCCGGCGCCGGGCGCAAGCAUACCUUCUGGCGGUGUUGGUGGCGACGCUUGCGCUGGUGCUGACCCGGCCGGCGGCCGGGCAGUCCUCGACGCCGCCCUUCACGCUGUUGAGCUUUGUCUCGGCCAAUGACAAGCUGGUGCCGGGACCCGCGGAGGCGGAGCUGUACACCGAGGCCGAUGGCUCGACAUAUGCCCUGCUGUGGGACGGCCCGGCCAAGAGCCAGGCAAGCACCUACCAGGGCGUGAGCACGGCCACCGAGGGCGAAGUCCGCUGGGGCCCGCAAUUCCGGACGACCGUCAGCCACCACAUCGCGCGGCACAAUAUGCGGCCCAUGCUGGGGCCCGAUGCGGAGUUCCUGGUUUUCCCGCGGCCCACCCAGCGCCGGGGCUUUGCCAUGAUCCUCGAGUACACCUCCACGGCAUUCGCCCUCCUCGAGUGGUACGCCACCUACAGCUACCCGAAUGGCGGGACCGGCCAGGUGCUGAAGGGCUUCCUCAACAUCUUCACGCUGGAUGUGACGCUGCUGGUGGCGGUGGAAAAGGGCCCGGCCUGGGACAUCUUCUGGGUGGAGGUGACCGAGGGGAUGCCGGGGACCUUCGAGUCGUUGCUCUUUACGACGCACGUCAAGCCGACGGCCGAUCUGUUUGUGGAAGUGCCGACCGGCGGGGCGAUCUACGUGCCGCUGCUGGACAGCCUGGACACCUAUCAGCGCAUGUCCAAGCCGGGGCCGGUGAGCCGAAGCACGUAUGCAUGGGGGGCGCCCCUGCAGCAGGUGGUCCUGACGCGACUGGUGCCGCCGGCCAAUCUAAGCUGCCAGGGGGGCGACAUGGUGGCAUUGACUGUCCUCGGGCAGAUCGAGGUGAAGACGUGCUUCACGUCGCUCUGGUCCAAUCCCCGAUACACGACGAAGCUGCCCCUGGGGGCCGCCAGCACCGGGCGCCUGAUCGCCGCGCCGCUGGUGGACAGCUCCACGGUCGAACCGCACUUCUACUAUCUGGCCGAUGCCUCGACCGCCAUGCCGGCCACCCUGUGGCGGGUCCGGUUCCAUGCCGGCGGCAGCUUCACCUGGACGCAGGUCCGUUUGCCUGGCAGCGGGUGGGACCUGGCAAAGACGCAGUUGCUGCUGCUGCCGGUGACCGGCAGCCCGUCCAAGCGCUGGACCCUGGUCAUCGGGGGGCGGGCCUACUACGACCCGGCGGACUUCCUGUGUGGCGUCGACGCCACCAUCGCCUGCCCGGGGGAGCCCGGCUGGUGGGCCAGUCCCACCGGCUGGGUGUGCAAACCCCGGUCCAUCAUGGCGCCGAUGGUGGCCUCGCGGUCCCUGUGCUUCGGCUGCCACGCGGGCUACUAUGCGGACACUCGAGACAGGUGCUCCGUGUGCGCGGGGGACCUGCUGCUGGAGGUGAAGCAAGGCCCGUAUGCCGGCCCGGCGUCAUGCGUGGCAGCCUGCUCGCCCGGGUAUGUGCAAGAGGGCAGGCUGUGCGUGAAGAGCCAGGCCCGGCUGCCGAGCGGGGCCCUCGGCAUGGACAUGUCCCUGGGAGCAUAUGCCCCCCGGGUGUCGGGCUCAUCGACACCCGUGCGCGUGGUGGGCAUGGCCGCGACGCACCUGCUGUUGAACAGCCAAUCGCGGCUGAUGCUUCGACCGGAGUCUCGCCUCAAUCCGGACCUCCCGCGAGAGGGGGCCCUCCUGCUGACGGAUACCGGGGAGGUGCUGCUGUCGACCCUGAGCAACCUGUCGGCGGCCAGCCCGGCGCCCAUGGCCCGCGUGGCGAGUCUCAGCGGCCGGAGCAUGGAGCCCCGGCUGCGCGAGCUGGGCCCAUUCCCUGGGCUCAGGUACAGCGACGAGCAGCUGGCCAUUGUCUCCUGUGGGAGUCGCAUUUCGGUGGUCUUCGUGACGUGCUCCUUCCCGGCGUUUGGCAGCCCGACGCCAUGCACCGUGUCCGAUGCCACGGUGGUGGACCUGGGCCCGGGCAUGGAAAUAACCAAGUGCUAUGACAUGCACAGCGCCAGCUCCACGAUGGAGAUUCUCAUUCCGAUCGCCACAUCCACCAGCGGCCGCCACGUGGUCCGGCUGCGGAAGGACGUCUCCACGAUGGAGAUUCUCAUUCCGAUCGCCACAUCCACCAGCGGCCGCCACGUGGUCCGGCUGCGGAAGGUCGGCUCGCAGGCCGCCUUCGAGCACCACAUCGUGCGGGAUGUCCAUGCGGUGGCGGACUUGCCGGGGCUCAGCAUGGUCCUGACGCUGGACAGCUUCAAGACGGUGGCCCUCUACAAGAAGGACCUGGCGGCCAACGACCCGAGGACCGAGCUCCUGGCCCAGCAGGACAUCUCCUUCAGCGGCUAUUGGCAUUCGGUCUUCCGGGUGCCGGUGGUACGGGAGGCCGACUCCACCGUCCUGCGGUAUGACACGGUGUUCAGCGGCACCGAGUACGGCUCGUGGGUGGUGGCCAUGGCCACCAAGGGCGGCAUGUAUCUGACCGGCAAGCUGCUUGAUGCCACCCGGCCGAGGCAGGUCCUCGGCAAGCCGUACCUCCAGCCGGUCAAUGAGCGCUGCCUGCUGGCGGAGCUGGUGACCAGUGACCCGGAAUUCCCGGCCGCCUUGGUCUUGCUGUCGGACCGGGUGCUGGGCAUGGCGGUGGUCCAGUGCCUGCCGAACAGCCAGAACCAGUGCCACCUGCUGCCGGCCUUCUUCCACGAAGACCCUUACCGGGAAUUGGGCCUGGCCCAGAUGCAGGAUGUGGUGAUGCACGCGGCCGACCUGCGUGCCGGGCACUUUGCCACCCUGCUUGCGGUGAACCAGGCGGGCGAUGUCCAGCGCGUGGCCUUCAAGGCCGAUUGCCCUGCGCGGACUUUCGGCAUCUGGUGCAAGCCCUGCCAUGGGUCCUGCCUUGGCGGGUGCACCGGGCCGACGUCGGCCGAUUGUGUGGUCUGA
Fonticula alba is the source of this 2985-nucleotide messenger RNA. RefSeq lists its product as hypothetical. The transcript is spliced from 3 exons. The record is from RefSeq and is a predicted model, not a curated record. The coding region runs from base 1 to 2985 and encodes 994 amino acids. NCBI's taxonomy places the organism in Eukaryota, Rotosphaerida, Fonticulaceae.